CAAAUUCCGGCUCCAGAGCGCGGGGAGCAUCCUGCGAGGCACGCCGGGCCGCCAGCAGCGGCAGGGCAGGACGAGGCUCUCCGGCUCCCGGGGACCCCGAGCGCUCCUCCCCGGCCGGCCGUGCCCUGCCCGCGCUCCCCAGCCGCAGCAUCCGCCCGCAGGCAGCGCUCAGCACAGCCCGGCCCCUGUCCCCGGCUCGCAGGCACGGGCAGAGCCCUGGGUGAGUAGUGCCGGAGCUCCUCCAGGCAGGCCACGGCCAUUCCAGCCCUUCUGCACGUCCCCGGGCUCAGGCUGAAAAGUCAUGACAGCUGAAAAGACUAUUCCUAUAAUUAAUGGAAAGCCAGAAGAUGCUUUGGACCCAGAAGCCUCAAGUACCAACCUCGUCCACAGCAAUGAUAAGAAAGUUCAUGAAAGAGGUCACUGGAACAAUAAGGUUGAAUUUGUGCUUUCUGUGGCAGGGGAGAUUAUUGGGUUGGGAAACGUCUGGAGAUUCCCAUAUCUUUGCUACAAGAAUGGAGGAGGUGCUUUCCUCAUCCCCUACGUGGUCUUUUUUAUUUGCUGUGGAAUACCAGUAUUUUUCCUGGAGACGGCCUUGGGACAGUUUACAAGUGAAGGAGGCAUCACAUGCUGGAGGAAAGUUUGCCCUCUCUUUGAAGGCAUUGGCUAUGCUACCCAAGUUAUAGAGGCACACCUAAAUGUAUAUUACAUCAUCAUUUUAGCAUGGGCUAUCUUCUAUUUGUUCAACUGCUUUACUACAGAGCUUCCCUGGGCUUCCUGUGGCCACGAAUGGAACACAGAAAACUGUGUGGAAUUUCAAAAACUUAACAUGAGCAACUGCAGUCAAGUCUCUUUACAAAAUGCCACUUCUCCAGUGAUGGAAUUCUGGGAGUAAGUGCACAAAAACUUUAUAUUUGAUCAGGUUGUUCAUUACCUUGCAAUGUUUUGAUCAUUUACACCUCGUAACCCUAUAGCACUUAGGGAUGUGGGUUCAGCUGGAAACUUUCUUAUCCAGCCACUGUCAGAAUGAGAGGUUUUAACUCUUUUCUUAGAGGAUACAAGGAAAGGAAUUCCAUACCCUGAAAGGACAUAGAACAAAGUGUGCCACUUGCUCGGGAGCUUGGCUCCUGUUGCUGGAGGAAAGAGCCUCCAACCCAUACUAAUGAGGAGGCAAAGGUGAAAAAAAGAUGAUUUACAAUAUUCCUUUUUUGCCUUUUCUUUUUUUUUUUUUCUUCCCAAAAUGUUUCUUCCCUCAGGAGUUUGAGAGCUGCAUCUUCAUCCUUGUUUCAGCUAUUACUCUGGCUUCUGGAUCUCAUUAUAUUUUAAAGGACUGUGUAAGUGUUAGUUAUUCAGCUAGAAUAACAGGAGACUUUAACUCUCUCCUGUCUCCCUGACUCUGAUUCCUAGUUUGACUAAGGGAAGAAAAUCAGAUGUCUGCAAAAGACAAUCUGCUUUUGUGGUGAUGUAUUUUUUCUGACUAUAAAUAUUUAAGCAGUGCAGUGUAGCCUCCCAUUUGUGCCUUGCAGAGUGUAGUGUGUGUAAAGCCAGUCAGAGAGAUGGAAUGUUUGAAUUCUGAGUGUUUCACAAUUCAAAGCCUGUUACAAAAUUCUGGGUUACUACAAUUUCUUGAGGACCCAUUAAUUUUAUUUUUAAGACAGAGCCUUAUUCUGAGGCUCUUUUACAUUCAGGACAGCAACAGCUGCACUUUAAAGAAUCAGGAAUUAAAACUCCUUAAAGGGAGAAUUCUACAUUGACAUAAUUUCCUUGAACCUUGGGCUGUGCUAUUGUCUCCCUGCAUCUUUUUCUUGCUACAUCAAUAAACUUAAAUUUCAUGA
Molecule: messenger RNA, 1832 nt
Organism: Parus major (Great Tit)
Lineage: Eukaryota; Metazoa; Chordata; Aves; Passeriformes; Paridae
Product: sodium- and chloride-dependent GABA transporter 3-like
Exons: 5
Coding region: 302-892 (196 amino acids)
Biological process (GO): sodium ion transmembrane transport
Cellular component (GO): membrane
Source: RefSeq, a predicted model, not a curated record